AUGGCACCUUCCUUUAAACAGCUUAACAGCCCAGCUGGUCUUGCGGUUCUUAACGAGUACCUUGCAGAUCACUCGUACAUCAACGGGGUGCAGCCCUCAAAAGCAGACGCAGCUGCGUUUGCGAUUCUGUCGCGACGCCCGGCAACCGCGCUCGCAGGACUACCGCACCUGUCGCGCUGGUACCGCCACAUCUCCUCUUUCAGUGCGGCUGAUCGUGAUCGUUGGACCGGAGAUACCGACGGCAUAGUGGAAGAAGAGCCAGAAUCUAAGGAAGCGGCGUUUGACGCGGACGAUCUGUUCGCCUCUGACGACGAGGAGACAGACGCGGAGGCGUACCGACGCCAACAGGAGCGCGCCGAGGCUGCCCUGCGCGAGAAAGAGAAGCGAGACGCUGCGAAGGCCGCGCAAGGCAAGGCGACCGUUGCCAAGUCGAGUGUUGUAUUUGACGUGAAACCCUGGGAGGCUGAAACGGAUCUGCAGGAGCUAGAGACGAAGAUACGACAACUGCAGAUUGACGGCGUAACGUGGGGCGCUGCGAAACUGGUACCGAUUGGCUACGGCGUUCGAAAACUGCAGAUCAUGGCGACCAUUAUUGACGAUCUCGUGCCGUCAACGGAUAUUAUUACAGAGGAAAUCGAAGGCCUCGAGGAACUUGUUCAGUCGGUCGAUAUUGCCGCUUUCAACAAAAUCUAG
Messenger RNA from Cyanidioschyzon merolae strain 10D, 693 nucleotides. Its product is annotated as eukaryotic translation elongation factor 1 beta. Gene Ontology annotation, cellular component: eukaryotic translation elongation factor 1 complex; cytosol. The transcript has a single exon. Bases 1 to 693 code for a protein of 230 amino acids. NCBI's taxonomy places the organism in Eukaryota, Rhodophyta, Bangiophyceae, Cyanidiales, Cyanidiaceae. The record is from RefSeq and is a predicted model, not a curated record. Gene Ontology annotation, biological process: translational elongation. Gene Ontology annotation, molecular function: guanyl-nucleotide exchange factor activity; translation elongation factor activity.